Marmota monax (woodchuck) is the source of this 2730-nucleotide messenger RNA. RefSeq names its product adhesion molecule with Ig like domain 3 (gene Amigo3). The coding region runs from base 239 to 1780 and encodes 513 amino acids. NCBI's taxonomy places the organism in Eukaryota, Metazoa, Chordata, Mammalia, Rodentia, Sciuridae. The record is from RefSeq and is a predicted model, not a curated record. Gene Ontology annotation, biological process: brain development. The transcript has a single exon. Gene Ontology annotation, molecular function: protein binding.
AGAAGCCCGAUGCCCCGCCCCCUGGGCCGGCUUCUGUAAGCGACUAUUUAGAAGUCGACCAGGAAAGUGCUGGGAGAAAGCAAGGGGAGACAGAGCUGACUGCAACGUCCAUCUGAGCUGAGUAAAGCCAGCAUUGUGCCUCCUCGGCCGUGGACCAUCCGGCACCACGCUUGUUGGGCCAGAACAAGAGUGGGUGAGUCCUGGAUCUGUGACCCGCACAAGGCUGCUCUCAUUCUUGAUGGUCGCCGUCAUGGCCUGGCUAGGGCUGCUGGGUGCCCUGCUGUGCAUGCUGCCGGUCGCCACGUUAGGCACCCGAGACCCUGAGGGCUUUCUGCCCGCUGUGCCCCACAACUGCCCCAGCAAAUGUGUCUGUGCUGCUGAUCUGCUGAUCUGCGCAGGCCUGGGGUUGCAGGACGUGCCAGCCACGUUACCUGCAGCUGCUGCUGAACUCGACCUGAGCCACAACGCACUCCAGCGCCUGCGCCCCGGUUGGCUGGCACCCCUCUCCCGGCUGCGCGCCCUGCGCCUAGGCCACAAUGAACUGGAUGCGUUGGGUCACGGAGUCUUCAAUAAUGCCAGCGGCCUAAAACUCCUUGACCUAUCAUCUAAUGCAUUGCGGGCACUUGGCCCCCACGACCUUGAUGGACUUGAGGCACUGGAGAUGCUGUUUCUGUUCAAUAACCACCUAGCACACUUGGAUGAGCAUGCCUUCCACAGCCUGAGUGCACUCAGCCGCCUCUAUCUGGGCUGCAACGAACUCAUGACCUUCUCUUUCAACCACUUGCACGGUCUGGGUGCGAUCCACCUGCGCACCCUGGACCUCUCCUCCAACCGGCUGGGACGUGUCUCUGUCCCUGAGCUGGCCGCACUGCCAGUCUUCCUCAAGAAUGGCCUCUACUUGCAUAAUAACCCGUUGCCCUGCAACUGCCGACUCUACCACCUGCUGCAGCGCUGGCACCAGCGGGGCCUAAGUGCGGUGCGAGACUUUGCGCGUGAGUACACGUGCCUGGCCUUUAAGGUACCCACAUCCCGCGUGCGCUUCUUUGAGCACAGCCGUAUCUUUGAGAACUGCUCAGCUGCCCCAGCUACCAGCCUAGAGCAGCCUGAAGAGCAGCUGCAUGCACAGGUGGGUCGGUCCCUGAGGCUUUACUGCAACACCAGCGCCCCAGCUGUGCACAUUGCUUGGGUUUCACCUAAGCACGAACUGCUUGUAGCACCAGGAUCCCGAGAUGGCAGCAUUGCAGUGCUGGCGGAUGGCAGCUUAGCUAUAGGCAAAGUGCAGGAGCAACAUGCUGGUGUCUUCGUGUGCCUGGCCACUGGGCCCCACCUGCACCACAACCAGACACUUGAGUACAAUGUGAGUGUGCACUUCCCACGCCUGGAGCCUGAGGCUUUCAACACAGGCUUCACCACACUACUGGGCUGCGCAGUGGGCCUGGUACUGGUGCUGCUAUACUUGUUUGCACCACCCUGCCACGGUUGCUUCCGCUGCUGUCACCAAGCCUGUCGAAGUCGCCGCUGGCCCCGGGCACCCAGUUCACUCCAGGAGCUGAGUGCACAAUCCUCAGUGCUCAGUGCCACGCCACCAGAUGCACCCAGCCGCAAGACCAGUGUCCACAAGCAUGUGGUCUUCCUGGAGCCUGGCAGGAGAGGACUCAACGGGCGUGUGCAGCUGGCUGUAGCUGAGGACUUCGAUCUGAGCAAUACCAUGGGCCUACGGUUCAUGGCUGGCUCUGAAUCUGCUAGCUCCACAGGCUCAGAAGGUCUCAUGAUGACCUAGGCUGCCCAGUGCCCUCCACUCAGGCCAUGACCCUCCUGCUGCUUGCUCUGUUCCCUGCUACCAUACUGAGAACUGCCAGGUGUUAGUGGGAAGCACUGUACCUGGUCCGCCAGCUUCCUUUGUGGUUCUUACCUGAACCACAAUGGCCCUAUUCAUAGAUAGAAGAAUCAGAGUCUCUUAAUUUCCUCCUGCUCUGCCUAGCAUGGGUCCCCAAGGCCCCAGACCCCAGCAGAACCUGCUAGUGUCUUCCUUUCCUGGGACCUCCUACUGUCCCAAUGUCCCUUAAGGAUGGGGGACCAAGUCCAUCUGGAAAAGGUCUUACAUUAGAGCCCUAGGAACCCCUUCAGUGGCUGAAGCAGAUAUGAAGGAGUGAUACAGAACAGUCAAAGCACACCACCUUCCCCUUCCCAUACCUGGGGCAGGGGUCUCACAGGGGAAAUGAUGGAGAGCUCAACUCCAGCCCGUGUUCCUGGAGAAAGGAAGAAACAUCCUCCCUCUGAUGACACAGCACUCCCCCAACUACCAGCAGCCAACCUUCUGAAAGCUUCACAACUGCAUGCACAGUCUGGUGGGCAGGCAUUAGGAAGGAGAACCCCUGGGGACCUGGCCUGAGCCCCAGCCACAGUGGCCCUGCUUUCUCCAUCAGUCAUUUCAAGGCAAAGUUCAUUCCAUGGCCUCACGGCACAGCAGUAAAAAGCCUGGCAAGCUGAGAGGGCCCAGAUGGAACUUGAUGUCCCUGAGGGCAGGAGCCUUUUAAAGGCUGGCACUGUUCUCAGCCUAAUGGUUUGAGGCGGUGCCCUGGCUUCAUGUGCACCUCACCACUCCCACUGCAGAGAGGCAGGGAAGGGGUUCUGGGAGCCCCUCAGGUGUGGGGGCUGAGCUACGAGUCCCCAUGGCUGUCUUGGACCCUGCUGUUCAUGGAAUUUUGUAAUAAAGGUAAUCCAUGCUCA